AUGGGAAAAUGGAAUUAUCGUCCGAGGUUCUUCUCCCGUCGUAGAUCUCCCGAUCGUCCUUCUGUUUACUACGACAUCAAAGCCCCUCUUCCUGAGUUUCGGCACGACGGAAUACCUCUAUGGGAGAAGAAAUAUUGCACUUUGAGUGGGUGCGUGGCAUGGCAGAAGAUUGUUGAUUCCAAAAAGCUGAUCUACUGCCACCAAAAUGUGUUUGAUUGGAUGGAUUCAGGUGCCGAAGAAGCAUUUCAAAAUGCCAAAAAACAGUACUGGGCGAAAAUCAACAACCUUCCCUGUGACAUUUCUCUGCCUGAUCCAGAUGCUUAUAUCGAGAAAGUAGAUUGGAAUCCUUGUAUUGACCCUGAACUGAUCAAGGAAAUAGAUAAUGCACACUUUUCUAUCCCCGAUGAAGAAGAACAAGAUGAAGAAGAACAAGAGAACGCCAUAAAAAAUAAAAGAACAAAGAUUUCAGUUGAUGGUGAAGAUCCUUGGGAAUGUGCUGCAAAAUCUCUUGGCAGAGCUGUAGAAAAUAAUAAAGUCAAAGGACAAAACCUGGGGGAUUAUCAUGAUAAUUCUGAAAAUGUGAUUGCUACGAACAAUCCCUGGCAGAGUAACUUCUUUCAUGGAAAUCAAAGACUAACUGACAAUGCUUGGGAAGGUGGUCAUGAUAAGUCUCGGGGUUGGAACGAAGGGAGCGACCGUAAUAAUCUGUGCGGAUAUUGGAAUUCUGGAUGCUUACCAAUCGAUAAAGGAUGGGGCAAACCUAAGGAUAGUUCUUGGUGCCAGCAACAAUCAAAUCAUUUGGCUAAUAUUGGAAAUUCUUGGCAAUACAACUCUGGCAAUCAAAAUGUAGUUCCAAUGAACACAGGAUGGGAAAACAGUGGCACAAAUGAAUCAAGAUGGAAGCAACAAGAGAAAGCUUAUGUUUCAAGCGAUUCACAAUUUAGAAGGAACAAUGGAGCAGGUUGGACAGGUGGGAAUCCGAGUUACCAAACGAGGGAAGGCUAUAACAGACAUAAUUCUGGCUAUAAUGGAUCUCAAUUUCAAAGGGGUGAUAGUCAAACAGGCCAUUGGAAGAGAGAGCAAAGUAGAAAAAGAGAUUUUCGCGCUCGAUAG
This is a messenger RNA of Vicia faba (fava bean), 1113 nucleotides long. The record is from the annotation of a GenBank genome assembly. NCBI's taxonomy places the organism in Eukaryota, Viridiplantae, Streptophyta, Magnoliopsida, Fabales, Fabaceae.